UGAUGAGUUAAGAAGAAUAUUAAAAAUAAGAAGAAGCUCCAAAUGUUAAUGUUCAACCAACUAUUGGAUAAGUUUAGUAAAUAUUAAAGAGAAAAAACAAAAAGAGAACAAUUUUAAAUCCAUAAUAGAGUACAGGACAUUGGAAUGAAUAAGAACAUAAAACAUAUAUCAAUUUUCUCAAUGUACAUAGAUCUGUUAUGGAAUCAUCUGAUUAAAAAAAAACAUCUAAAAUAUUUAAACUCAUGAGUGAAACAAUAGGAACAAGAAGUCCUUCAUAAUGUAGGUAUAAUUACUUUUGCAUAUUGAAAGAUCUCACCAUUAAAAGUUUAAUCCUUUCUCUCAUCAAGUAAAAAAGAGAUAAAAAGGUGCUGGACGUAAGAAAAAAGAAAGUAAUUCAUAGAUAGAUAAAGCUAACAAUGGAUUCCUAGAAAAUGCUUGUUUUCCUUAAUUUAUGUUUUAACCAACUGCUCCUUAUUUCCCCUAACAACCUUUUGUAAAUAUUAAAGAAUGAGAUUAUAGGAUUUCUAAAUGAUGUAAUUACAAUAGUUUCCAUUUAUGAUGCAAUAUUUAGAUUAAACAAAUAAAGAUGAAGAAAAAGUAGUUUAAUAAGAUCCAUCUGUUUAUUUUCAUCAAUUUAUUAUGAAUCCUCAACAAGUAUAUGAUGAUAAGAACUAAUUUUACAAUUUUGGUUUUCCACAAUAAUAACAAAUGCAAUUCAACUUUAAUUACUUUUAAUAAUUACCAAAUGAAUUCUAUGGUACCAAUUCGGCUGAAAUCAUCCAAAAAGAUAAUUAAUCAGAAGAUCAAUGAU
Molecule: messenger RNA, 811 nt
Organism: Paramecium pentaurelia
Lineage: Eukaryota; Ciliophora; Oligohymenophorea; Peniculida; Parameciidae
Source: the annotation of a GenBank genome assembly